Oreochromis niloticus (Nile tilapia) is the source of this 2159-nucleotide messenger RNA. RefSeq lists its product as uncharacterized. The record is from RefSeq and is a predicted model, not a curated record. The coding region runs from base 26 to 985 and encodes 319 amino acids. The transcript has 2 exons. Gene Ontology annotation, biological process: DNA integration. Gene Ontology annotation, molecular function: nucleic acid binding. Lineage: Eukaryota; Metazoa; Chordata; Actinopteri; Cichliformes; Cichlidae.
UCGUGGGAAAAGAGAGAAACAAAAGAUGUCAGACCUGCCGCAGGAGCGACUAAGCACUUCACCACCCUUUACCUACACUGGUGUGGACAUUUUCGGUCCUUGGGCCGUGAUAGCCAGGCGCACAAGAGGAGGCAUGGCUCAGAGUAAGCGUUGGGCCGUUUUCUUCACUUGCAUGAGCACACGUGCAGUCCACAUAGAAGUGAUAGAGUCUUUAGACACCUCUUCGUUCAUCAACUCCUUGAGGAGAUUCUUUGCAAUCCGAGGUGCUUCUGAUCACCUAUACUCAGAUUGUGGAACCAAUUUCGUUGGUGCUUGCAAAGAGUUGGAGUUCCAAAAGGUUUUGUCAAAGUCAGAAGUUCAGAGAUACACCAACAAUCGCGGAUGUACAUGGCAUUUCAAUCCACCUCACUCCUCGCACAUGGGCGGUGCGUGGGAACGCAUGAUAGGAGUUGCAAGGAGAAUCCUAGACUCAAUGCUGAUGCGUACUCCCUCCUCCAGUUUGACCCACGAAGUCCUGUGCACCCUGAUGGCGGAGGUGACAGCCAUCAUCAACUCUAGACCGCUUGUCUCUGUCUCUUCAGAUCCUGACGUUCCUCAGAUACUUACCCCAGCAAUGCUUCUCACUCAGAAGCAGAGUGUUCCACCUCCUCCAGGGACGUUCACUGAGAAGGACCUGUAUAAGCAACAGUGGCGCCAAGUGCAAAGAUUGGCUGACCAAUUCUGGAAUCGUUGGAAACGCGAAUACUUGCAGACACUGCAACUUCGUCGUAAAUGGCAAGAGUCCAGCCCAAACAUCGAAAGAGGUGACGUUGUCUUGAUGAAAGAUGAUCGUACAUGCCGGAACGAUUGGCCCAUGGCUCUUGUGACGAACACCUUCCCCGGCGGUGAUGGAAACGUCCGCAAGAUCGAGAUCCGGGUCGUCAGAGACGGAGUGGCCAAAGUGUUCCUCAGGCCUAUAACGGAGUUCACAUGUGGGGAAAUUUGAUCCAGCGACAUCUGCCUUUUCUUUGUGCCGUCGACACCACCGUCUGUAAGUUUUCAUUUGUAUUGAAUUGUAGGAUUGUAUUUUAUGUAUAUUUUGUGGAAAUAUUUGCUAUAGACGAAUACUUUAGUAGUUGUGUGCUAACGCUAAUGGAUGUGUAUUGGAAUCUAAUUUUGUUGUGCUAAUGAUGCUAGGCUAGGUUAAUUUUAGCUAUGUUAUUUGUAUUUCAGUUUUACUCCAUGAGGAAAUACUAAUUAAAAGGAGUUGGACGCUACAUCCUGACUUCGCGCGUGAUUUCAAGUGGAGUUAGGCUACUGCUGAAUUGUGUAGCAUAUACACACAAGGAGAGCAGGAUAACAUGAGACACAUAACCGAAGAACUAAUCCCUAAACACGAAUAAACAGAAACAUAGAAUUCUAAUAAUGAUCAAACCACAAGAGUCAGAAUAUAAUACAAAAUAGAAAAUUAAACCAAAACAUGAGAAUUCAAAAUGCUGGGUCAAAAUGACCCAGAAACAUGACAGCUUUUGCCCCUUUUUUCAGAAUAACCUCAGCUUUCAAUACCUGGCAGCCAUUUUAUAUUAUUUUAUUGUUAUGAAAGUGAAACAACAGUUUAAAGUGAAAAAAAACCCCAAAAAACGAACUUUGCUUUUUGAGAUUUAUAAUUAAGUGGAAACUGAUAUUCAACAUUAACAAAAUAUAACACAACAUCAACUUUUGCAAUAUGAACAUAAUAAAUAUGUACAAAAGAGGUUUUUAGCCUUGCUCACUCAGUUUUUCAUUUAUUGGCCUUUUUAUAUUACAAAUGUUCAGGUGUUUUUGGGCCUGUGUGAUAGACCCUGAAGCAGUUCCUGGAGUACCUGGAGACAGAGACCCACAUUGCACUGCUCACACUGCCAGGGAGUUUUUCUUUUGCACAGAGUGCACUUUCACCUUCCUUGGGUGGCCAUGUUUGCCUUUGACUGUCCUUCCCUGCUGCUUGUGGGGACAGCAAAAUGGUUGGAGCUGUGUGCUGGUGGGCAUCCCGAUUUCAGAGAAACACCAAGGAGAUGAGCACAUAAGUCUUCCUGGAACUCCUGGCGACUCUGCUACUUCUGCUGCUGUUUGGCACAUAAUUCUUUAUGAAUUAUAUAGCUGUUGGUCACACCAAUGUCCAGGAAAUGCUGGAAAACCGUAAU